UCUGGACAACGAUCCCAGGCUGCGGGACCGCUCCAAAAGGCCUCCGCACCCGGGGGAGCGGAGGACCCGCGAGCACCCGCUCCCAGAGCAGGGCCCAUAAGCUGCUGCUGCAUUCACCUGCACCCUUCGCAGCUGCUGCAGCCCAGGGGUGCUCCGGAGCUCACCCGAGCUGAAGAGCGGCUGGAAAGCUGUGAAAUGAGCUCGGGACUCUCCAGGUAGCAAGCAACAGCCAGAAGCGGGAACUCCCGAGGUGCCAGGAUCGGCCGCGGCUGAGCAUCUUGAGCGCCGGACACCCCCCCCCCCCCCGGGGUCCCAGUGACCUCGCCGCCUGCGGGGCGCCGAUUCUUCGGCAGGUGCGCGCCGCCGGGCGGGAGGGGAGAGCCAUGGAGGCUCUUAGCCGCGCCGGUCUGCAGCAGCAGAAGUGAGGUGGUCCUGCCGGCGUCGGCGGGUCCCGUGGAUCAUGUACGGCGACGUGUUCAACGCCACCAGCGGGCCGGAGGCGGCGGGAAGUGGCGCGCUGGCCCCGGGAGCCACGGUCAAGGCAGAGGGCGCUUUGCCGCUGGAGCUGGCCACCGCGCGUGGAGUGCGGGACGGCUCGGCCACCAAGCCCGACCUGCCCACCUACCUGCUGCUCUUCUUCCUCCUGCUGCUGUCCGUGGCGCUCGUCGUCCUCUUUAUCGGCUGCCAGCUGCGCCACUCGGCCUUUGCUGCGCUGCCCCACGAUCGCUCGCUGCGCGACGCCCGUGCGCCCUGGAAGACACGACCGGUAUAGGGCAGAAGGAAUCAGGGCCGCUGGGAGCUUGGGUCUUGGCCUUGCAGAAAGCCUCCAGCAGGAGCAGAGUAGGGUGGGCUCCAAAGACCCUUUCUGACCUGAAGAAUAAGGGGUGUUAGGAGGUUGCGUGGGUCCUGGUCCUUGUGCCUAAAAGUACUCCCUAGGCGAGCCCCCCCUCCUGCCCCCAAUGGGUCCUGUCAGGAAAUCACCCAGAAAGACACACCCGGGCACUGAAGCCAUGCCUGCUUGUUGAGUUCCUGACUUUGCUCGCAGAGGGGCAGCAGGCACUGCGAGCGAGCACGGGACUAAUCAGGAGCUGUCUGGUCUGGACUCCCCGGCCUAUGGCUGUCCUCUGCAGCUGCUACCACCUUUCUUCCUCCUUGGCUCUGUGGAUCCGAUAGAGAAAUGACUGCAGGGUUUCAGUGUGUCCUGCUUGGGGUGGAGUGCCCAGUUUCCUCUGAGAGCAGGGGCUAAGGGACCGGUGAGGGACAAAUGAUUACAGCCACCACGGGGAGCUGUAGCGGAGAGCCUGCAUCCCAUGCCUCCUCGGAGCACAUGUCUACAAUAAAAGCUCAUCAAAUUAGAUCCAGCGCAGAAAACAUUGAUCAUUGCUUGAACCGUUUUGGGAAGGAAUAUGAGAGGGCCCAUCCCCAGGAGGUACAGACCCAAGGCCGACCCACCUCCCUGCGAGGGUCAGGUCAGUCUGAGCAUACCUGCCCUCUGGUUUUCCUAGAUUUUUGCUUGCUCUGGAAAGUGUUUGUUUUCUUCGGGGUUUUGUUUGCCGGCAGACUCCAGGGAUAACCAGCACCUGAUCUGCUGAAUGCAUUCCUGUUCGCUGGGCCUGGAGAGACCGGAGAGACCGCCUCUGAAGCUUUCAGAGACGAGGCAGAGCCAGGGCUCAGUGAAGGGUAGCGAUGGGCUGGCUGAGCAGUCAUGUUUCUUCCUCAUAUUGGACCUGGAUUCCCUGGGAGCAGCAAAAUGUGACCUAUCCGACCUCUACUAAUAUGUAAGCGAGUGGAUCACAGUGUGAUGAUUACAGUUUAGAUAGCAUUGUGGAUAUGUAUGUUCUUCCCAAAUCUGUACAUGGAGGUCCUGAUUCCCAGACUGGCUGCAUUUGCACUGUGGAAUUGGAGCUUCCUGAAGCCCCGAUCUACUACCCCUUGUUCCCUGUAGCUGAGAAGGCUAUAUGAGCACACAGAGAUGCUGGCCAUCUAUAAACCGUCAUCAGAAACUGAAAUAACCAGAACCUUAAGACUGAACUUCCAGCUUCCGGAAC
Molecule: messenger RNA, 2048 nt
Organism: Apodemus sylvaticus (European woodmouse)
Lineage: Eukaryota; Metazoa; Chordata; Mammalia; Rodentia; Muridae
Gene: Smim32
Product: small integral membrane protein 32
Exons: 2
Coding region: 461-772 (103 amino acids)
Source: RefSeq, a predicted model, not a curated record